UUCAAGAAAGCAAUAAACAUUUCUUUAGAUAUUUCUCCUUCUUUUCAGUUUCUAACAUGGUAUCAGAGUUAUAAGCUCUUGGUUCUUUUCUCUUAUCAUCGCUGUUGGGUUUUUUAGAGCUGGAUUUUCAAUUCCAUUCCAGAUCUGAAACUUUGUCAUUGGGAUCUCUUCUCAUACAGAUUGGAUUGUUUAUCCUCGAUUCUCAGACCCUUUCUGAGGUAUUUUGUUGGUUUGUUAUUUCGAUUUUGGCAUCUACUUCUCCAUAUUUUAGAGUUUUUCACUAUUGUGAGUUUACUGAUUCUAUGACGAGUUUUGAAAGGAUUGUAACUCAUCCUGCUACUGCUACGAUUGCCAAAGAAGUGAUAGAACAACCUAAUGUCAACCUUGAAUCCCUAAAACAGGUGAUAUUAAAUCUUUUUAAUACUCCUACUGCCUUAUCUACUGCUCCGGGUACCAAACCUUGGUAUUUCGAUUCUGGUUGUUGUAACCACAUGUCUUCAAUUACUGCUCAUUUCUCUUUAAUGUCACCUAAUAAUUCCUUUCUUGAUAUUUAUUUUGCUGAUAGUUCCCCUAUGAAUGUUAGUUACAUUGGUAAUGUUUCUACAAAGUCAUUGACUUUACCAAAUGCCUUUUUAUUUCCAAAACUUAGUUAUAAUCUUCUAUCUGUCGGUCAAUUAUGCGAUCUUGGUCUUGAAGUAACAUUUUCUGCUCAUGGUUGUUGUGUGCAAGACCCACGGACAGGACAACUUCUUGGAACUGGUCGCAAGGUGGGGCAUUUGUUUGAGCUCAACUAUCUGCAUAUUCCUGAUAAUAAAAUGGAUACACCAUCAUUUCCAAAUGAUCCAUUCAUCCAAACCCUGCUUUGUGCUAUUGAAUUAGAGUCUUUGCAAAUUCCAUAUCAACAAAUCUUCCAAGUCUAUGCUGCUACUAACAUUUCUCCUCUUCAUUUGUGGCACUCACGACUCGGACAUAUCUCUGUCGGUAAACUUCGUCCACUUAUCUCUCGUGGUUUAUUAGGAUCAGUUCCGAAUGGAUCUAUGCAUUGUGUGUCAUGUCAAUCUGCAAAGCAACCAGCUUUAUCUUUUUUGAGUAGUCAUUCUCAUUCUACUGCUCCUUUUGAUCUUAUGCAUUCUGAUGUUCGGGGUCCAUCUCCUACACCCACCAUGGGGGGUUCCAGACACAUCCUUGAUUCUGUUCGUGCUCUGCUCAUUUCAUCUUCUUGUCCAGAGCGAUUUUGGGGUGAGGUUGCUCUUACAGCUGCUUAUCUUAUUAAUCGCAUUCCAUCAUCAGUCCUUAAUAACCAAUCUCCAUAUGAGCGUCUACAUGGUACAUCUGAUGAGCUCUACAAUGCCUCACCACAUGCUCCAACCAGUUCUAUAAAAGAUGAUCUGCCUACUGGUAAUGCAUUAGAUAAUUUUGAGCCUUCUUCUACUUCCUUGUCUACAAAUGAGUUUGUUGUCCCAUCCUCGAGUCAUCCUACUCGGGUAAGAAAGCCUCCAAACUACCUUCGUGAUUAUCAUUGUUUUCUUGCUAUUACUUCGUUACAUGAGCCUCAAUCCUAUCAAGAGGCCUCUUCUAACCCUCUUUGGCAACAAGCUAUGCAAGAUGAAUUACAAGCUCUUGAGAACACUCGUACAUGGGAUUUAGUUGAUCUCCCUGCUGAAAAAUCUCUAAUAGGCUGUAAAUGGAUGGAUGUGAAAAAUGCUUUUCUUAAUGGUGACCUAGAAGAAGAAGUUUAUAUGAAACCACCUCCUGGGCUCCACCAUCCUCCAAACAAGGUAUGUCAAUUGCGCCAUGCAUUAUACGGGUUGAAGCAAUCCUCUCGAGCAUGGUAUGCAAAGUUUAGUGCUACUGUGAGUGAGUUUGGUUUUACUUCCAGUCCACAUGAUACAGCUUUGUUCAUUCGUAAGACUACUCGGGACUGGUCUUUGAUCGUCGAUUUUGAUCAAAGAGGAAAAUCGCCUUCUGGGUUUUGGUUGGAUUUUGAGAUUAGAGCACCUGAAUGCCAAUACUCCUUAUGGUUUUGCAUUCGGCCACCAUUGCAAAAUCAUAGGGAGCGUUGUUUUCCUCUUUGCUUGGUUCGUUCUAGCGUUUGCUCUCUCUUCUCUCUUACGAGUCUCGGUGUCCGGCGUCGGCAUCAUUACCUCCGCGCUGUUCUUUGGUUUUUUGCUUUUUUGCGUUUCUGGCAUCUUAUCUGCCUCGCCUCUCCGUUCGCGAUCUGGUUCUUUAGAUCUCUGCCCUUCGAAGUACUGGCAUCUCCUUUGUGUUACAGUACUGAUUCGAUUCUUUUAGGAUUUGAUUAUUUGCUUAAUUGGAUUUGAAGUAGCAAUCAAAUUGUUGCUGUCAUUAAACAUGUCUACUUUUCUUUUCCCUAAUUUUCUUCAUUGUUACUUGAUGGAAUGGUGAGGAAAAAAAGCUAUUCUUCCGUGUUAUAUUAGUUUAAUCGAUAAAAGGAAAAGUUGAGUAUGAUAGAAAGAAACUAUCCAUAUAUUGGAAGUAAAUGGAUUUUCUGUUUCAAUUUAUUCUUGCAGACUUUUAGGUUUUCAUUUUGUGUAAUUAAUUGUAAUAGAACUAGGUUCUUUACCAUCUGCUAUAGCCGGAUUUAGUGAGUUUAUCUCUCAAAUGCUCGAUCUUCUAUUUCAGUUUAUUCUUAUAGAUUCAUAGGUUUUGAACUGAUGGGUUAUUCGUUCUCUAUUUCUAUUAUAAGUUUCUUUUGCUUAAUGCUUUUCACAUAACUCAUUUUGUUUUCUCACUAGAUUUUAUGAAUUUCAACUGAUUGUUUGUUCGCCCUUUCCCUAUAUCUUUCCAAGUGAAUCGAUGUUGGACCUUUUUCCACUUGAGAAUUCUCUUGUGCUUAACAAAAGAUAAUAUCCAUUAAUCGAAAUAGCUAAUGUUGGUGUUGUCAAUUAAAAUGUUGCAAAUUUUUUCUAUCAAUUGGAUUCUACAGGGGCACAAUCUGCAGAGACUAUUCGCUGAAUGGGCAAAAUAUAUAACUGCAAUUCCAUCCAAGUAUGGCUUAUUUCUUUGUAGCUUUAUUAACUAAAUAAAGUUUUUGUAUUCUUUUUCCAUUCUUUCUUUUUGGGUCUGAGUCUGAGGCUGAGAUUAUUAAGUGAUUAAGAAGUAGCUGAUCAUUACUCUUGGUUUAAUGGAGAAAUUUGGUAUCUUUCUGUUGGUUGCUGUUAUCAUCAUAUCAUUCAAUUGAUGAAUAUAUGUGUUCUAUUAAUACUAAGAGCAGCUUUCUGAUUAAAUUUUAUGAAAUUCC
Molecule: messenger RNA, 3262 nt
Organism: Rubroshorea leprosula
Lineage: Eukaryota; Viridiplantae; Streptophyta; Magnoliopsida; Malvales; Dipterocarpaceae
Source: the annotation of a GenBank genome assembly